AUGGCAGCACCGGGGGAGGCGGCGGCGCGCUCGCAUCGGUCGACGUCCCGGGGAGGCUCUCCGAGGCGGAAAGCAGACCUGAAGCUGCUGGAGCCGCCGCUGUCGAGACGCAGAUCCGCCCAGUCGGUCUCUGGAGCAAGCCAGUCGGACGAGCAGAGGUCGGUAUACCAGCGUAUAGGCAGCUCGAGACACGGCCAGUCCUCCAAGAGCUACUCGCCGCACAGCCAGGGAUCGAUACCGCGGACGCAGGGCUCGGGGAAGCUGGCUGUCCGUUCCGUGCCAGCUUGGGUUAAACACGCCGAGGACGAGGAGACGCCGUCGAAAUCACCAUCACAGUCAAGAUCACCGUCACAAUCACAGUCAUUCCCAGUGCCGCCAGGAGACGUCCAUGUUGCCAGCCACCAUUACUCGCCCAAGGCAAAGGACUUUGCAUUUGACAGAGAGUCCCGGAGAGAGAAAGAUAUAGAGCAAGGAGAAGGAGAGUUCUCGGAAAGAAACCGAUUAUACACACAGUAUACGCAGGAGUCCAGAUGGAAGACAUUCACUCGGUCCGUACCGCAGGCCCGAGAGCCGACGCAUCAACAGAACAAGAUAGUCGACGCAGACUGGCUCAACCGGAAUUUUGGCGACUACUCCGACCCAUGGCAGGGGUAUAUCGACGAGAAGGCAGAUGAGAGCGCCCGGCAGUCGGCCACGUUCAUCCAGCGGCGGAAGAUAUGGAUGAAGGGGUUCCAGUACAAGAUCCUACACAGCCCCAUGGUGCCUUUGAUCAUCCGUCUGACCGUCUUCAUCUUCUCGGCCAUCGCCCUCUCGCUGGGCGGAUCAAUUCGACAUCUCUCGACGACACAUAGCCGGCCCCAGGGACCGUCUCCGCUCAUGGCCAUCAUAUUCGAUGCAAUUGCGCUUGUCUACCUGGUCUAUAUCACGUAUGAUGAGUACACGGGCAAACCACUUGGACUGCGGUCAGCCAGCGCAAAGAUACGGCUGAUCUUCCUUGACUUGGUGUUUAUUGUCUUUGCAUCGGCGAAUCUCAGUCUAGCGUUUGCUUCUCUGUCUGAUGUGAAUGGCUCAUGCUCCAGUGGAGAUAUAGAUCUCACCAUCAACCCCAGAAACGACAAGAUCUGUGAUAGACAAAAGGUACUAGCUGCCGUCUUGCUGGUUGUACUGGUUGCCUGGCUCAUGACCUUCAUGAUCAGUGCUCUACGGGUCAUCGAGCGAGUGGCAGCCAAGUAG
This is a messenger RNA of Trichophyton rubrum CBS 118892, 1233 nucleotides long. RefSeq lists its product as uncharacterized. The transcript has 3 exons. Gene Ontology annotation, cellular component: cell periphery; fungal-type vacuole. Gene Ontology annotation, biological process: positive regulation of catalytic activity. The coding region runs from base 1 to 1233 and encodes 410 amino acids. The record is from RefSeq and is a predicted model, not a curated record. Lineage: Eukaryota; Fungi; Ascomycota; Eurotiomycetes; Onygenales; Arthrodermataceae.